AUGUCUGCAGGAAAUGCCUUCGUGGUGAGUCUUGCUCUGGCUGACUUGGUAGUCGCCCUCUAUCCCUACCCGCUGGUGUUGACCGCCAUAUUCCACGAUGGCUGGAUCGCCGGCUACAUCCACUGUCAGAUCAGCGGCUUCCUUAUGGGCCUCAGCGUCAUCGGCUCCAUCUUCAACAUCACGGGCAUAGCCAUCAACCGCUACUGCUACAUCUGCCACAGCCUUAAAUACGACAAACUCUUCUCCAACAGCAACACGAUGUGUUACGUUGUGCUCGUCUGGGCGCUCACCAUCAUCGCCAUCGUGCCCAACUGGUUUGUGGAGUCGCUGCAGUACGACCCGCGGGUGUACUCCUGCACCUUCGCCCAGUCAGUGAGUUCGCUCUACACCAUCACGGUAGUGGUGGUGCACUUCAUUCUGCCAAUCAGCAUCGUGACCUACUGCUACCUGCGCAUCUGGAUCCUGGUCAUCCAGGUGAGGCGGAGGGUGAAGCCUGACUCGCGGCCAAAGAUCAAACCACACGACCUCCGCAACUUCCUCACCAUGUUUGUGGUGUUUGUGCUUUUCGCCGUCUGCUGGGCGCCACUGAACCUGAUUGGCCUGGCAGUGGCACUGGACUCGAGGCUGAGCCAGGCGAUACCUGAGUGGCUCUUCACAGCUAGCUACUUCAUGGCGUACUUCAACAGCUGCCUCAACGCCGUCGUCUAUGGCGUCCUGAACCACAACUUCAGGAAGGAGUACAAGAGGAUCGUCCUGAUCAUCUUCAAGUUUCACUGCUGAGACGAUUUGCUCACGGGGUAGGCUUGGGGAAAGGUCAUUUUAACUUUUGAGAAAAGAACAGGCUGCUAUGAAGGGAUGAAAGAAGAGGAUUCUGACCUUAACAGGAGAGAAAGACAAAAGGGGAAGGAAAAUAUUUGAGAAAGAAGAGACACCUUUUUGUAUGCAAGAGGGAAAUGGAAGAACUCAAAUAGCUGGUGGAAAGGAGGGUGGAUAAGAUGUGAAAUAAAUGAUGCCACACUGAGAGCUAUCAGUGAUGCCUUCAGGGAACUAGAGAGACUUCAGAAGAACAGCGAAUCUCCUAACUUAGUAACGUGUUUUAUCAUAACU
Molecule: messenger RNA, 1107 nt
Organism: Labrus bergylta (ballan wrasse)
Lineage: Eukaryota; Metazoa; Chordata; Actinopteri; Labriformes; Labridae
Source: RefSeq, a predicted model, not a curated record